Molecule: messenger RNA, 1955 nt
Organism: Ogataea polymorpha
Lineage: Eukaryota; Fungi; Ascomycota; Pichiomycetes; Pichiales; Pichiaceae
Exons: 1
Coding region: 57-1583 (508 amino acids)
Biological process (GO): carbohydrate transport; transmembrane transport
Cellular component (GO): membrane
Molecular function (GO): carbohydrate:proton symporter activity
Source: RefSeq, a predicted model, not a curated record
CGCAUUACACGCAGCCAGGGUAUAAAUGAUGGGUGAGAGCCCUGUUGCUUCCAAGAAUGUAUUUGGGAUUGAAAGGCCGUAACUUGCAAUGGGGGGUCACCAUUGCCUCUGGUGCAGGAUUUCUGCUGUUUGGAUUUGAUCAGGGCGUGAUGUCCGGCCUGCUGACCGGUGCCGCGUUCACGCACCAAUUCCCGGCGAUUGACACGACGGCCACAGGCCACGGCAGCUCAUCGCUACAGGGAACCGUGGUGGCUAUCUACGAGAUUGGCUGUUUCUUUGGCGCACUGUUCAGCUUCGUGUUUGGAGAACGGCUCGGAAGACGCUGGAGCAUCAUAAUCGGGUGCUUGACGCUUUCUGUGGGAGCUGCAAUCCAAACCUCUGCGUACGGCGUUGCACAGCUGAUUGUGGGACGUAUAGUUGCCGGGCUGGGAAACGGCAUGAACACGGCCACGAUUCCUGUGUGGCACUCGGAAAUCUGUAAAGCCCACAACAGAGGCCGUGAGCUGUCGAUCGAGCUGGCGAUCAACAUUUUCGGAGUUAUGACGUCAUACUGGGUCGACUACGGCAUGAGUUAUGUCGACAGCGAGGCCCAGUUCCGGUUCCCGAUCUCGCUGCAGAUUGUGUUUGCUCUCUUCACGCUCGCCGGAGUGAUGUGCUUGCCCGAGUCGCCACGGUGGCUGAUUGCCCACGAUCGCCACGCAGAGGCCAAGCAGGUGAUCCAUCUAACAAUGGUUAACGCUGAGCAGAUAACCGAGGACGACCCGAGCGUUUUGCACGAGAUUGAGCUGAUCAACGAGGCACUUACCGAGGAACGCGAGUCUGCGCGUGUCGGCUUUACGGCCGUCUUCACGAACGGACCACAGCGCUUUUUCUGGCGUACCUUUUUGGGCAUGUUUUCCCAGUUCAUGCAGCAGUUGUCGGGAAUCAACCUGAUUACGUACUACUCCACGAGCAUUUUCGAGGAGUCCGUGGGCAUGGACCACAACCUGGCGCUGCUGAUGUCUGGGUUCAACGGAAUUGCGUACUUUUUCUCGUCGCUGCUCCCAAUUUGGUUGCUCGAUAGAUUUGGCCGCCGCAAGCUGAUGCUUUUUGCUGUGAUCGGACAGGGUUCGUGCAUGGCCAUUCUGGCGGGCACGGUCUCGAACGGCAACACGGCGUCCGGAAUAGUGGCCACGGUUAUGCUGUUUAUGUUCAACUUUUUCUUCGCCGUUGGUCUGCUUGCUAUUCCUUGGCUGCUCCCAGCAGAGUACGCGCCUUUGGCGAUCCGUACGAAAGCUGCGGCGCUGGGCUCUGCCAGCAACUGGAUUUUCACGUUUUUGGUUGUUGAGAUUACGCCGUCGAGCGUCUCCAACAUCGGGUACAAGACGUACAUCUACUUCUGCGUGUUCAAUUUCUGCUUUGUGCCGAUGAUUUAUUUCUUCUACCCAGAAACGAAAAACCUCCCGCUCGAGAAAAUCGACCGCAUGUUUGUGGGGGAGAAGGUCCACUUGUUCUGGAACGAUGCGCUCGAGGACGACUUUGGGCUUGUUGCCGACAAGACCACGGAGAAAGCGGAGGUCCAGAUGGUGGAGUCCGGUGUGUAAGUUUAAGCUUGGCAAUAUCUGCCGCAAUUUUUCAAGCUCGCGUAGCAUUCCCGAUUGGGAAAUUUUGAGCGCAACAAGGACCCCGGAUAAAUAGCACCGAUCUGGCCUGCUGGAAUGCCAAUGACGACUGACAACUCUCAGACACACCAGCUCGUGCUUAGCAGUUUCCGCUGCCUCAUUGCAGACCUCGUCCAGCACUACGGGGGCGGCCAUCCCGGCGGCGCCAUGGGCAUGGCCGCUAUGGGAGUGGCCUUGUGGAAAUACGCCAUGAACUACUCUCCAAGCAACCCAGAUUUCUUCAAUAGAGACCGUUUCGUGCUCUCCAACGGCCACACAUGCUUGUUCCAAUACGUGUUCCUGCACCUGUCGGGC